This is a messenger RNA of Orcinus orca (killer whale), 1549 nucleotides long. RefSeq names its product programmed cell death 10 (gene PDCD10). The transcript has 8 exons. The record is from RefSeq and is a predicted model, not a curated record. Gene Ontology annotation, biological process: positive regulation of MAP kinase activity; regulation of Golgi organization. Gene Ontology annotation, cellular component: Golgi apparatus; FAR/SIP/STRIPAK complex. Gene Ontology annotation, molecular function: protein kinase binding. Bases 505 to 1143 code for a protein of 212 amino acids. NCBI's taxonomy places the organism in Eukaryota, Metazoa, Chordata, Mammalia, Artiodactyla, Delphinidae.
CGCCUGCCGGGCCGACCCUGCAUCCUGAUUGGCGCAGGUGAGAGCUGACCCCUCCCUUCCUCUUCUUUCCGUGCACCCUCUCUCUUUUUCUCACCUCCUCCCGCACAGACAGGGAACUCUCCUACUAUUGGCUAAAAGUGUCCCCACCCAUCGCCUAAGGCUCCACCGCAUGGCUUGACGGGAAUUGUAGUCUUGCAUGUGCAGGAAUUGCCGACAACACCGGCGAGUGGGACUACGAGUCCCCAUAGGCCCCUGCGCGACUCCGGCAGGGCAGGAUUCCGGACAACGCCUGGUUCCUCUCGGGUCCUUCCGGCGUCGCCGGAGUGAAUUGAUCUGGGAGUUGAAGAGGGCUCCAAAGGUGGCAAGUGAAGUCACUGCCUCAGUUGCCGGUCAGCAUAUGUUUUGUGCCCUGUUCUUUUAUCACAAAAAAGAGAAGAAAGGCUGCAGUGAAUGAAGAUUCCUCUGCAUUUUAGCACUGCUUUUUCUACUGUAGUUGGCUUUUGAAUGAGGAUGACAAUGGAAGAGAUGAAGAAUGAAGCUGAGACCACUUCCAUGGUUUCUAUGCCCCUCUAUGCAGUCAUGUAUCCUGUGUUUAAUGAGCUAGAACGAGUAAAUCUGUCUGCAGCUCAGACACUGAGAGCGGCUUUCAUUAAGGCUGAAAAAGAAAAUCCAGGACUCACACAAGACAUCAUUAUGAAAAUUUUAGAGAAAAAAAGUGUAGAAGUCAACUUCACAGAGUCUCUUCUUCGAAUGGCAGCUGAUGAUGUAGAAGAGUAUAUGAUUGAACGACCGGAGCCAGAAUUCCAGGACCUAAACGAAAAGGCACGAGCACUUAAACAAAUUCUCAGUAAGAUCCCAGAUGAGAUCAAUGACAGAGUGAGGUUUCUGCAGACAAUCAAGGAUAUAGCUAGCGCAAUAAAAGAACUUCUUGAUACAGUGAACAGUGUCUUCAAGAAAUAUCAAUACCAGAACCGCAGGGCACUUGAACACCAAAAGAAAGAAUUUGUAAAGUACUCCAAAAGUUUCAGUGAUACUCUGAAAACCUAUUUUAAAGAUGGCAAGGCAAUAAAUGUGUUCAUAAGUGCCAACCGACUAAUUCAUCAAACCAACUUGAUACUUCAGACCUUCAAAACUGUGGCCUGAAAGUUGUAUAUGUUAAGAGAUGUACUUCCUCAGUGGCAGUAUUGGACUGCCUUUAUCUGUAAAUUUAAAAGUUUGACUGUAUAAAUUAUCAGUCCCUCCUGAAGGGAUCUAAUAAUCCAGGAUGUUGAAUGGGAUUAUUGCCAUCUUACACCAUAUUUUUGUAAAAUGUAGCUUAAUCAUAAUCUCACACUGAAGAUUUUGCAUCACUUUUGCUAUUAUCAUUCUUUUAAGAAUUAUAAGCCAAAAGAAUUUACGCCUUAAUGUGUCAUUAUAUAACAUUCCUUAAAAGAAUUGUAAAUAUUGGUGUUUGUUUCUGACAUUUUAACUUGAAAGCGAUAUGCUGCAAGAUAAUGUAUUUAACAAUAUUUGGUGGCAAAUAUUCAAUAAAUAGUUUACAUCUGUUAAA